Molecule: messenger RNA, 2151 nt
Organism: Rana temporaria (common frog)
Lineage: Eukaryota; Metazoa; Chordata; Amphibia; Anura; Ranidae
Gene: TBX15
Product: T-box transcription factor 15
Exons: 8
Coding region: 93-1904 (603 amino acids)
Biological process (GO): positive regulation of DNA-templated transcription; regulation of transcription by RNA polymerase II; cell fate specification
Cellular component (GO): nucleus
Molecular function (GO): DNA-binding transcription factor activity, RNA polymerase II-specific; RNA polymerase II cis-regulatory region sequence-specific DNA binding
Source: RefSeq, a predicted model, not a curated record
CAGUGGUGGUCAGUCAGUGGUCCGCAGCAGACGGUGCAGCAGCUGCACUGAUGUAGGGCUGGCACUGGCUGGCACUGGGGUGGCAGCAGAUCAUGAGUGACAGGAGGAGAUCCACAGUCACCCUCAGUUCCAGAGCUCAUGCCUUCUCUGUGGAGGCUCUGAUCGGGGGGCACAAGAAGAGAAAGCUGCGGGACUGGCACCACCAGAAAGAGCUGGAUCUGUCUAUGGACGGCCUGAGCCCACCGGAGGAGCUGGACGAGGCAGAAGACACGGGGGCAUGUCUGGACCUCAACCCUGAUUCGGAGCACAGCACCGGCUCGGACACCGAGGUCCUGGCGGAGAGGACUUCCUGCUCCUAUGAAUCCUGCCCGGACCUGGCUCCUCCCCCUCGGGUCCCCGACCCCCAGACCCUGUCUGUGUCCUCCAUGGAUGAGAUCCAGGUGGAGCUGCAGUGCGCCGACCUCUGGAAGAGAUUCCACGACAUCGGCACCGAGAUGAUCAUCACCAAAGCCGGCAGGAGAAUGUUCCCAGCCAUGCGGGUGAAGAUCUCCGGCUUGGACCCCCACCAGCAGUAUUACAUUGCGAUGGACAUUGUGCCCGUGGACAACAAAAGAUACAGGUACGUCUAUCACAGCUCUAAGUGGAUGGUGGCCGGGAACGCCGACUCGCCCGUCCCCCCCCGGGUUUACAUCCACCCGGACUCCUUGGCCUCGGGGGACACCUGGAUGAGGCAGGUGGUCAGCUUCGAUAAACUCAAACUCACCAACAACGAGCUGGACGAUCAGGGACAUAUAAUCCUGCACUCCAUGCACAAGUAUCAGCCCCGAGUCCACGUCAUCCGCAAAGACUUCAGCAGCGAGCUGUCGCCCACCAAGACCGUUCCGACCGGAGAAGGAGUGAAGACCUUCAGCUUUCCCGAAACUGUGUUCACGACAGUGACGGCCUACCAGAACCAACAGAUCACAAGGCUGAAGAUUGACAGGAACCCCUUCGCCAAAGGAUUUCGGGACUCGGGAAGGAACCGCACGGGCCUGGAGGCCAUCAUGGAGACGUACGCAUUCUGGAGGCCACCCGUCCGCACUCUUACCUUUGAAGAUUUUACGACCAUGCAGAAGCAGCAAGGUGGCAGCACCGGGACGUCUCCUACCACAUCGAGCACCGGCACUCCAUCUCCAUCUGCAUCGUCUCACCUGCUCUCCCCAUCUUGUUCUCCUCCGACUUUCCACCUGACGCCCAACUCUUUCAACGUCGGCUGCCGAGAGAACCAGCUCUGCAACCUCAAUCUGUCCGAAUACCCAGCCUGCGCUCGGAGCAACAUGGCCGCCCUCCAGAGCUACCCAGGCCUGAGUGAGAGCGGAUACAACAGGCUCCAAGGUGGCAACUCCACCGUUAGCCAACCGACGGAGACCUUUAUGCCCCAGCGGACUUCAUCUCUAAUCUCCGGCAUGCCCACUCCGUCCUCUUUGCCAAGCAACAGCAAGAUGGAUGCUUACAGCGGACAGCUGGGCACUUACCCCACCUCUCAGUUUCAGUACAUGAUGCAGGCGGGGAACCCUUCCUCCGGCUCGUCAUCUUCGCACAUGUUCGGGAGUGGCCACAUGCAGCAAGGCUCCUACAAUGCCUUCUCCAUCCACAAUCCUUACAACCUUUACGGAUACAACUUCCCAGCCUCUCCCCGGCUAGCCACGAGCCCCGAGAAACUGACCGCGCCCCAAGGCACUUUACUCUGCUCCUCACCAUCCAACGUUGCCUUUGGAGACAGGCAGUACCUGUCCUCUGGCAUGGAUGCCAUGCACAUGAUUGGCGGCCCUUCGGGCAACCAGCAGGCUACGAACGCCUGCGACAGCAGACAAUACGGAGGUGUUCCUGGGUCUUCCUCACAAAUGUCAGUACACAUGGUUUGAAGGACCUUUGGAUCUUCAUGGGUGGACUGUAGAAACCACAGUGCCUUUUUUUUUAAGGGGCUGCCGUUGGCAUGGAGGCCACAUCUCUGGCCGGCAACGCCUCUACCAUAGUGGAUAUACAAUGCAAUUAUUACGGAUGCGGCUUGCAGCAAUGUUAUCUUGCCACUUUGUUUUUGUUUUUUUUUCCUUGAGAUCUUCUUCAAGAAGCUUUGGACUUUUUCGUCAUUAAACAUUUUAUUAUGUAUGA